AUGCCGGGGCUCCCUGCCCACUGCAGCCCCCUCAGGGACUGCGCUCAUCGCAGCCCCCUGAGGGACCGGGAGAAGGAGUCGGUCCCUCCAGCUCAUCGCAGCCCCCUGAGGGACCGGGAGAAGGAGUCGGUCCCUCCAGCUCAUCGCAGCCCCCUGAGGGACCGGGAGAAGGAGUCGGUCCCUCCAGCUCAUCGCAGCCCCCUGAGGGACCGGGAGAAGGAGUCGGUCCCUCCAGCUCAUCGCAGCCCCCUGAGGGACCGGGAGAAGGAGUCGGUCCCUCCAGCUCAUCGCAGCCCCCUGAGGGACCGGGAGAAGGAGUCGGUCCCUCCAGCUCAUCGCAGCCCCCUGAGGGACCGGGAGAAGGAGUCGGUCCCUCCAGCUCAUCGCAGCCCCCUGAGGGACCGGGAGAAGGAGUCGGUCCCUCCAGCUCAUCGCAGCCCCCUGAGGGACCGGGAGAAGGAGUCGGUCCCUCCAGCUCAUCGCAGCCCCCUGAGGGACCGGGAGAAGGAGUCGGUCCCUCCAGCUCAUCGCAGCCCCCUGAGGGACCGGGAGAAGGAGUCGGUCCCUCCAGCUCAUCGCAGCCCCCUGAGGGACCGGGAGAAGGAGUCGGUCCCUCCAGCUCAUCGCAGCCCCCUGAGGGACCGGGAGAAGGAGUCGGUCCCUCCAGCUCAUCGCAGCCCCCUGAGGGACCGGGAGAAGGAGUCGGUCCCUCCAGCUCAUCGCAGCCCCCUGAGGGACCGGGAGAAGGAGUCGGUCCCUCCAGCUCAUCGCAGCCCCCUGAGGGACCGGGAGAAGGAGUCGGUCCCUCCAGCUCAUCGCAGCCCCCUGAGGGACCGGGAGAAGGAGUCGGUCCCUCCAGCUCAUCGCAGCCCCCUGAGGGACCGGGAGAAGGAGUCGGUCCCUCCAGCUCAUCGCAGCCCCCUGAGGGACCGGGAGAAGGAUGUCGGUCCCUCCGCUCCAUGCCCCCUCUGCCUCACCCCCGAACGGUGCAUGUAA
Messenger RNA from Ficedula albicollis (Collared flycatcher), 996 nucleotides. Its product is annotated as extensin-1-like. The coding region runs from base 1 to 996 and encodes 331 amino acids. The record is from RefSeq and is a predicted model, not a curated record. Lineage: Eukaryota; Metazoa; Chordata; Aves; Passeriformes; Muscicapidae. The transcript is spliced from 3 exons.